CUUUUCUGCCAUCUCCCAAUCUCCUCUCAUGUCUCGCGUGAAACCCUAGCUAGAUUUUCUUCUCCCUGAACCCUAUUCCUACAUUUUCUUGUCGCAGCAAGCAGCGGCCAACGGGAGAUCAGCUGAGGGGGAAGAUAUUUGAUGGACGCUUCUGAGAUUCCCCAGUGUGUCCGUCCCGAGAAGAAACCACGUCUGGAUGGCGAGACACAGUCACUUUCCCCAACAUUGAUAGUGGCUGCAACCAAGGUUCUUGAAGAUGACAACCUCCUCAGAGAGAUUAUCGUCCGCGUCGGCUUCCCCACCACCCUCGUCCGCGCCGCGCUUGUUUGCAAGCGCUGGCUCGGACAUGCCUCCGACCCCGCCUUCCUCCGCCGGUUCCAAAUGCCAUGUGAAGAUGAAGGGUGCCAUCCAGGAAUAUAAUAGAGCUGCAUUUCCUUAGAAGCAGCUCUUACUGUGUUCACUAUAACUUGCACUUGAUUAAUUUAGGAUGCUGUGUAACCGGAUCAUGUACUCCUAUCAAUCUAUGCUAGAUAGGGGUCUUAUCCCUAUGGUGCCAUGACUGUUUAUGACAGAUCUUUAUUUCCUGAAGGAGACCCAACUGUUUUUGCCAGCUUGUUAUGUAUACCCAUUGCAGAAUCAGUUUUAGGCAAUGUGCCAAUUUGUAA
Messenger RNA from Lolium rigidum, 665 nucleotides. RefSeq lists its product as uncharacterized. Gene Ontology annotation, molecular function: protein binding. The record is from RefSeq and is a predicted model, not a curated record. Bases 142 to 420 code for a protein of 92 amino acids. The transcript has 3 exons. NCBI's taxonomy places the organism in Eukaryota, Viridiplantae, Streptophyta, Magnoliopsida, Poales, Poaceae.